Messenger RNA from Endocarpon pusillum Z07020, 2751 nucleotides. RefSeq lists its product as uncharacterized. The transcript has 4 exons. Bases 1 to 2751 code for a protein of 916 amino acids. Gene Ontology annotation, molecular function: protein binding. NCBI's taxonomy places the organism in Eukaryota, Fungi, Ascomycota, Eurotiomycetes, Verrucariales, Verrucariaceae. The record is from RefSeq and is a predicted model, not a curated record.
AUGAAAGAAACGUCGAAGCUGCAGCCUGUCGCUGGACCCUCUAUCAAGGAAGCUGAGGUCGAUAUUGUUUUUGUACAUGGUCUUCAAAGCACUUUUGAUCGGACAUGGUCUGGAGUCAACUCCUCGGUCAUAUGGCCCCGUGACCUUCUUCCAAAAGACAUUCCAGGCGCUCGUAUUUUUGCGUAUGACUACAAUUUCAGGAAUGCUUCGGUCAUCAGGCCCGACGCUGCCUCGCAUGGCCUCAGGCAGUUUCUCAAGGAACUUACGGAACACAAUGCCGGACUGCCAAUUAUUUUUGUUGCCCAUAGUUUGGGGGGGCUUAUCCUCCAAAAUGCCUUGUUGAAAGAGUCAAAACUCAACAAAUCAUCUAUACUGACAUCCGCAAGCGGCAUUAUCUUCCUAGGAACACCUCGCUUUGAACAGGACGAGGAAUGGUCCAAGUUUAGAGCAUCUGUGUCGAAAAUAACCAAAGCCACCAGUUUACCUGACACUAGAGAACUUACGCGGCUUGGUCGUGAAAGCAUCGAGUUUGCUUCAUGGCUGACGACACGCUCUGCAAGUACUAUAGCCACCUGGUGCUUCUACGAAAGCUUGCCGGUAUAUCGCAUGGGCAUUCUCGUGCCAAAGGAGCGGGCAGUCAUUGUUAAUGACCAAAGCUCACCGCUUCAGUCCGACCAUUUCCGGCUCUCGAAAUGCGAUAGUGUCAGCGACACCCAGUACCAAGCCAUUCGGUACAGGCUGAAAUGCAUGUGCGACAAAAGCAAAGGUACAGAGAAUGAAGGUGAUAUAAGGCCAAAGCGCAUCGGAAGCAUAGAUAGUCGUGAAUUAAUAAUUGAUGCCGUUGGUGAGCUCGAACCUGCCAGAAGAACCAUAGAGCUUGCUCUAGCCCUUGAAGACCACGGACACCCAGGGGCUGCCGAAACUGUUUAUGACAGGGCGAUUGAGGAAUGGACCACAAACCACAGCUCUGAAAGCCCGGUUGUGUGGUUCUGCUUGUGGAAGAAGUCAACUAUAUUGCGUGAUCGCGGCAAAUUCUCAAAGGCAGAGAAUUUGUGCAAGCAGGUGCUGAAAGAAGCGGCUCCAGUGAACGAAACCGUCUAUUUGCAGAGCAUUGGCAACCUUGCCUUGAUCAUGAGAGCUCAGGGACAGUUGAAUCAAGCUUACACAACUCUUCGCGAUACCUUGGAGGGAAUUGCGGUAGAUCCGUAUCAGGAUAUCUCUCACGUGCAAGUAGUUAGUAUCCUAGGGACUGUGUUAAACGAUCUGGGUUUCCCGAAUAUUGCACUACUUCUGGCCAGGGAUGUCUUGUCGGCUUCUGGGGCUCUCCUUGGUUCAACGGAUCCAUUCACUCUAGAUCAAGCAUCGAGGUUGUCCUUAGUCCUUUCUGAUCAGGGUCAUUUUGGCUUAGCCGAAGAGAUUGAUCGACGCUCUCUGGAUGCGCUUCAAACGACCUUUGGCACUAAUCACCCUCGAUCACUACAAACCGCGACACGCCUCGCGAAUAAUUUGCGCUAUCAAGGUCACUGCGAGGAGGCUGUAAAGAUUGCUGAAAUGACACUUAAAGCGCAGGAAAUACAGCUCGGCCCUUCCCAUCGGAGCUCGAUUUUGACGAAAUAUUGUCUUGCCGCGGCUUACUUUUUGCAAGGUCGCUUGAGGGAAGCAGAAAUGCUUUUCACUGAAGUAACGAGGGGAUAUACCGAGAUGCUUGGCGAAAACCAUCCCGACACUGUAUUGACCAGACAAGCUUUAAAAUUUGUCAAAGAUGCCAUCGAAUCAACUUACCUGGAGUCAGGACUUAGCGAUAAGAUGAAUGAAUUUUUCAAGAAGCCUGCAUCGCGAAAGGAAGCUGCAUCCAUGGUUAAUAACCGUGAAAAGUUUCCGGAGCUAAACUUAGGAUCCACAGACGUAAACGAAGCCCUCCGGGUCGCUGCAAUGAAGAAUGACGAUGCAGCAUUUGAUGCAGCGCUUGAGCGGGGCGCAAAGCAAGAGUCAAUCGGCGGGCUUUGCGGGACCGCCCUUCACGCAGCUUGUUUUAGUGGGAGCGAAAGGAUGGUCAACAAACUGUUACACUCCAAGGCCAACCCUAACAUUCAGGGAGGUAUUUUUGGGACUCCGCUUCGGGCAGCGUCAUUCAGCGGACACGCGGCCAUUGUACAGACGCUCUUAAAAUCAGGGGCGGAUCCUAAUAUCAACGGAAACCAUGGCUCCGCUCUUCAAGCAGCUCUGUUCAGUAACCACGGGGAUAUAUUUCGAAUCCUUCUCAAGGCCGGAGCCGAUCCAAACAUGUCAGACAUGUGGUACGGUACAGCGCUGCAUGAAGCGUCGAUGGCUGGUCAGCAGCAGAUGGUCGACAUCCUGCUCGAGGAGAAAGCGAAGCCGAACAUACGGGGCGGGGUUUUUGGAACCGCAUUGGGCGCCUCUGCCUGGAAGGGAAGCGUGGCCAUCACUAAUUCGUUACUCGAACAUGGGGCAGAUGUGGAAGCCUUUUUCAAUGGAAGAAAUGCACUCUAUAUUGCGGCGGCGGCGGGAAACAGAGAUGUCGUGGCCGUGCUUGUGAAGAGAUCUACCGGCUUUUCCGACUCCUUGAAACAAGAGGAGCACAUCGGACCACCGAAGAUGUCUCCGAAUCAAGAUGUAUUAGGAUCCAACACUUAUAGGGCAGAUGAAGUGAAGUCCGAGAAGACUAGAAAGAAGAGACAGGGACACAGAAGCUUUAUACGUAUCAUUCGCCAAAUUAUGUGCAGGGUGUGA